GCGCGCUGACUCACACGGGAUCGACCCGCCCGCCGCUUCCAGGGGCGGAGGUGACAGCGGGCCGGGGACGGGCGGCUGCAACUGCCUGCCGCGCCGAGGGACCGCCGGGCGGCGGAAAGCAGAUGCUCGGAGCCUUACGGCAUAGGAGGCCGUGAUUCUGUGUCAGGGAAACAAGGACAGAUGGCUUCCGAAGCAAGGUUUAGACCUGUUCAGCUGGAGAUGCAGCUUUGGUGAUGGUGGAGUUUUGCAGAAACCCGUGGACACGCGCGUUCCUGCUGCAGGCACAGAUGUCCACCGGGCAUCAGUGUCUCAAAGGGUGGUGAUGCUGUCACUUUAGUAAAGGAAUAUUGAGGUUACCAAACAGGCCGGGGCCUGAUGCAAAUGAGGAGUAUAGACUUAAAUUUUAAGUGCAAUAACAACUUUAAAUGCAGUCUCAUUAUUACUGCCUAUCUCAUUUGUACUGUAAUGAAGGGUGAAUAUUUUUGGCACUCACUUAUUCUGGAAUAUGGGUAACUUGCCUUUAGGUCUGUUUUAUAGUAAUUCUUUUACACAAAUAUGAAGAUCUUGUAUUAAAACACUUUCAUAACUAAUGAUGCUGUAGUAUGUGGCAGGCGAGUGUUAACGCUAAUAUUUAGGGUUUGAGCAUAGUCUAGCUCUGCUUGUUUACAUAGCUGAGUUAAAGGGAUGAGCAGGACUGAUUAUUCUGUAGUAGUUUUUGCAAGACUGAAGUACCUGACAGCAUUCGGGGAUCAUUUCUCAGUUGGUGUUGCGUUUAUUACUUUCACAGCAUGAAUACCGUCACGGUGAUCAGCAAGUUAGUUUAUCCUUUACCCAUUUUUCUCUAAAAUAUUGAAUUAAAGGAUCUCUAAGGUCCUCUUCUGUCUCCAGAGUUCUCCAAUUUUACAUGUUAACUUGAAACACGUCACUUAUUGUGACAACAAAAAUGUUUUAAGAAGAAAAGUUUUUUAGAAUUCUGCAUAAUGGGGCAUAGCGAAUCUUCAAAUUCAUUAUUAUUCUCAGUUCUCUCAGUCACUUUAUCAGGGUUGGGCUAAAAUAAGUGAAAAGUGACUUUUCAAAUUGCAGAUACUUACGUGUUAAAUUCACUUAAAUUCAGAGGCUGCCAUGGAGUGAUUUCUGGAGGGUGGAGAGUAACUCAAGUCUGGCUUGGGAACGGGAUUCGUGCAGUGCCACUGAUAACUUUUGCAAUAAGCCAAGAACAGUCUGACUCAGAGAAUGUGAUAAGUUGACUUUUAUACAGUGUUCAUAUUGUGUAUUUUUUUGGCUGAGAUAAUAAUCUUCAUAAACGACCUGUUUAAAUAUGCACCAGUUAUUUAUUUGUCUUGCAGCCCCAAGGCAGGGCAUUUCCCUCUACGUUCCAUCAAUCUCUGCCUCUUUUCUGGCUCCUGACUUCAGGUGAUUUGCCUGCCUCAGCCUCCCAAAAUGCUGGGAUUACAGGCGUGAGCCACUGAGCCUGGCUUUUGGCUUGUUUUCUAGGUUUAGUAUUCUGUCGUUUCUAGAGUCAACUAAUGGAUUACCUACAACAUGGUAUUAUUACGAGAUUAUCUCCUGUGAAAUUCUCGAAUGUGCUUGAUCAUCUGCCAAAGCAUCCUUAGAAUUCAUUCAGAAUACUUCUGGAAAGUUUUGCAACACCAGUUCAAUUAAUAUGAAAUAGUUUCUUAUUAUACCCACUCUGGAAAACAUCUGAAUAAGCUAAUUUUCAAGAUUGGUUAACUUAGUCUUGUUGGUCAGGAGUUAAUUAUGAGAUAUUAGUUUCUUGCCUGGAAAGGCAGAAAGUUCUUAAGUAGCAGCAGUGAAAUGAGCUCUUUAAUGAAAGAGCCGUUAAACAAACCAAGGUGUUAACUUUUAGUUGUGUAUUUUAUCCUCCCUGCUAUGAAAGGCAGCUGUGGGAGGUGAAAUAGAGUAGCUAAAAUGUAUUAUUUCAUUUUUGGAUUUCUAGAUCUUUUCUUCGGACUGAAGGAUGUGACCACCAAGAACUGAACAAGCACUUGAGGGCAGGCACAUAGGGCAUUGUGUGAGGAGUCUGAAGGUUAUAAAACAUGGAGGCUGGCUCAGUGGUUCGAGCCAUUUUUGACUUCUGCCCUAGUGUAUCAGAAGAACUGCCGCUCUUUGUUGGAGAUGUUAUUGAGGUGCUGGCAGUGGUGGAUGAAUUUUGGCUUCUAGGAAAGAAGGAGGAUGUUACGGGACAGUUCCCCAGCAGUUUUGUGGAAAUUGUGACCAUUCCCAGUCUAAAAGAGGGAGAGAGGCUGUUUGUGUGCAUUUGUGAAUUCACAUCCCAAGAAUUGGAUAAUCUUCCCCUCCAUCGAGGUGACCUGGUGAUUCUCGAUGGCAUUCCCACUGCAGGCUGGCUGCAGGGCCGAAGCUGCUGGGGCGCACGGGGCUUCUUCCCAUCUUCGUGUGUCCGCGAGCUCUGCCUCUCCUCACAGAGCCGGCAGUGGCACUCCCAGAGCGCCCUGUUUCAGAUUCCGGCAUAUUCCAUGGGACAAGCCCGGGCCCUGAUGGGGCUUUCUGCUCAGCUGGAUGAAGAGCUGGACUUCAGGGAAGGGGAUGUGAUCACCAUUAUUGGAGUUCCUGAACCAGGCUGGUUUGAAGGGGAGUUAGAGGGCCGAAGAGGCAUUUUUCCAGAAGGUUUUGUAGAGCUGUUGGGGCCCUUGAGGACUGUGGAUGAGUCGGUAAGUUCUGGAAAUCAAGAUGACUGCAUUGUUAAUGGUGAAGUAGAUACCCCUGUAGGAGAAGAAGAGAUAGGGCCAGAUGAGGAUGAGGAGGAGCCAGGGACCUACGGGGUCGCCCUGUACAGAUUCCAAGCCCUGGAGCCAAAUGAGCUGGAUUUCGAGGUCGGGGAUAAAAUCCGAAUUCUGGCGACCUUGGAAGAUGGCUGGCUGGAAGGAUCCCUGAAGGGCAGGACAGGCAUCUUUCCUUACCGGUUUGUGAAAUUAUGUCCUGACACACGGGUGGAGGAAACCAUGGCUCUGCCCCAGGAAGGCAGCCUUGCCAGGAUCCCGGAAACUUCUUUGGAUUGUUUGGAGAACUCCUUAGGAGUAGAGGAACAAAGACACGAAACCAGUGACCAUGAGACCGAGGAGCCUGACUGCAUUAUUUCUGAAGCACCCACUUCUCCCCUCGGUCAUCUGACUUCAGAGUAUGAUGCAGACAGAAACUCUUAUCAUGACGAGGACACCACAGGAGGGCCCCCAAGAAGCCCAGGCAUGGAGUGGGAAAUGCCUCUUGCCACAGACUCUCCCACCUCUGACCCUUCAGAGGUAGUCAAUGGUACUUCCUCCCAACCUCAGGUCCCUUUUCAUCCCAACUUGCAGAAAAGCCAGUAUUAUUCUACAGCGGGAGGAAGCCACCUGCACUCAGAACAGUACCCUGACCUUCUUCCCCUAGAAGCAAGGACUAGAGACUAUGCCAGCCUACCUCCCAAAAGAAUGUAUUCCCAGCUAAAAACUCUUCAGAAGCCAGUGCUCCCUCUUUACAGGGGCUCUUCUGUUUCAGCUUCAAGAGUAGUCAAACCCAGCCAAUCGAGUCCUCAGCUCCACGACCUAGCAAGUUAUGCUAAAAAGCACCACAUGUCCAGCGUUUACUCCGUCUCAGAGAGAUUGGAGAUGAAGCCUGGUCCGCAAGCCCAAGGGCUUGUUACAGAAGCAGCAACACAUUCACAGGGAGACGGCAGCACUGACCUGGACUCGAAGCUGACACAACAGCUAAUCGAGUUUGAGAAGAGCUUGGCAGCGCCCGGCACAGAGCCAGAUAAAAUUUUACGCCACUUUUCAAUCAUGGACUUUAACUCUGAGAAGGAUAUUGUCCGAGGUUCCUCAAAGUUAAUCACCGAGCAGGAGCUGCCGGAAAGGAGAAAGGCCCUAAGGCCACCGCCACCUCGUCCCUAUACUCCAGUAUCCACUUCUCCCCAUUUGCUGGUUGACCAGAACCUAAAACCUGCACCACCCUUGGUGGUGCGACCCUCUCGCCCAGCUCCCCUGCCUCCCUCAGCACAGCAGAGAACAAAUGCGGUAUCCCCCAAGCUCCUAUCUCGACACCGUCCUACCUGUGAGACCUUAGAAAAGGAGGGCCCCGGACAUAUGGGAAAGAGUCUGGACCAGACCUCCCCAUGCCCCUUAGUGCUGGUGAGGAUUGAGGAAAUGGAGCAGGACUUGGAUAUGUACAGUAGAGCUCAAGAAGAGCUAAACCUCAUGCUGGAGGAGAAGCAGGAUGAAUCAUCAAGGGCAGAGACCCUCGAGGAUCUCAAGUUCUGUGAAAGUAACAUUGAAAGUUUGAAUAUGGAACUCCAGCAACUAAGAGAAAUGACGCUCCUCUCCUCCCAGUCUUCAUCACUGGUGGCCCCUUCUGGGUCUGUGUCCACCGAAAAUCCAGAGCAGAGGAUGCUAGAGAAGAGAGCCAAGGUCAUAGAAGAACUUCUUCAGACAGAAAGAGACUACAUUCGGGAUCUGGAAAUGUGUAUUGAGCGGAUCAUGGUACCCCUGCAGCAGGCACAGGUACCAAACUUUGAUUUUGAGGGACUUUUUGGAAAUAUGCAGAUGGUGAUUAAGGUCUCGAAGCAAUUAUUGGCUGCUCUGGAAAUCAGCGAUGCUGUAGGACCUGUGUUUCUUGGUCACCGGGAUGAGCUUGAGGGAACAUACAAGGUUUAUUGCCAGAAUCAUGAUGAGGCCAUUGCGCUGCUUGAAAUCUACGAGAAGGAUGAGAAGAUCCAGAAGCAUCUUCAAGACUCCUUGGCAGAUUUGAAGAGCCUAUACAACGAAUGGGGGUGCACAAAUUAUAUUAACCUGGGCUCCUUCCUCAUCAAACCAGUACAGAGAGUAAUGCGUUACCCGCUGUUGCUAAUGGAGUUGCUGAAUUCCACCCCAGAAUCCCACCCAGAUAAAGUGCCUUUAACCAAUGCAGUCCUUGCGGUCAAGGAAAUCAACGUCAACAUUAAUGAAUAUAAACGGCGAAAGGACCUGGUCCUCAAGUACCGUAAGGGUGAUGAAGAUAGCCUUAUGGAGAAAAUUUCCAAACUGAACAUCCACUCCAUCAUCAAGAAAUCCAACCGAGUUAGCAGUCACCUGAAGCAUCUCACUGGCUUUGCUCCUCAGAUAAAAGAUGAAGUAUUUGAAGAAACAGAAAAAAACUUCCGAAUGCAAGAAAGAUUGAUUAAGUCUUUUAUCCGAGACCUGUCUCUCUACCUCCAGCACAUCCGGGAGUCCGCAUGUGUGAAAGUGGUGGCUGCUGUGAGCAUGUGGGAUGUGUGCAUGGAGAGAGGACACCGGGACCUGGAGCAGUUCGAGAGGGUGCAUCGCUACAUCAGUGACCAGCUCUUCACAAACUUUAAGGAGAGGACAGAGCGGCUUGUCAUCUCCCCCUUAAAUCAGUUACUGAGCAUGUUUACAGGGCCCCAUAAGCUGGUACAGAAACGCUUUGACAAGCUCCUGGACUUCUAUAACUGUACAGAACGGGCAGAGAAGCUAAAGGACAAGAAGACUCUGGAGGAGCUGCAGUCGGCCCGGAACAACUAUGAGGCCCUGAAUGCGCAGCUGCUGGAUGAGCUGCCCAAGUUCCACCAGUACGCCCAGGGCCUCUUCGCUAACUGUGUCCAUGGCUACGCUGAAGCCCACUGUGACUUCGUGCACCAGGCUCUGGAGCAAUUAAAGCCACUGCUUUCGUUACUCAAAGUGGCCGGCAGAGAGGGAAACCUUAUUGCUGUCUUCCACGAAGAGCACAGCAGAGUUCUGCAGCAACUCCAGGUUUUCACCUUCUUCCCGGAGUCUCUUCCAGCUACCAAGAAGCCAUUUGAGAGGAAAACCAUUGACCGCCAGUCUGCUCGAAAGCCACUCCUGGGCCUGCCAAGUUACAUGCUACAGUCAGAGGAACUCCGGGCCUCCCUCCUGGCCAGGUAUGCCCCUGAAAAACUCUUCCAGGCAGAACGGAACUUCAAUGCUGCUCAAGACUUGGAUGUCUCACUUUUGGAAGGUGACCUGGUGGGUGUGAUUAAGAAAAAAGACCCCAUGGGCAGUCAGAACCGCUGGCUGAUUGACAAUGGAGUCACCAAAGGCUUCGUGUACAGCUCCUUCCUAAAGCCCUACAAUCCUCGCCGCAGCCACUCCGAUGCCUCUGUGGGCAGCCACUCCUCCACAGAGUCUGAGCACGGCAGCUCCUCCCCCAGGUUCCCACGCCAGAACAGCGGCAGCACCCUGACCUUCAACCCCAGCAGCAUGGCUGUAUCCUUUACCUCGGGGUCUUGCCAGAAGCAGCCUCAAGAUGCAUCUCCUCUGCCCAAGGAAUGUGACCAAGGAACUCUCAGUGCAUCCCUAAAUCCGAGUAAUUCAGAGAGUAGUCCUUCCAGAUGCCCUUCAGACCCAGACUCUACCUCCCAGCCAAGGUCAGGGGACUCUGCAGAUGUAGCUAGAGAUGUAAACCAACCCACUGCCACCCCGAGGAGCUACCGGAACUUCAGGCAUCCAGAAAUAGUUGGCUACUCCGUACCAGGACGAAAUGGGCAAAGUCAAGACCUUGUCAAAGGAUGUAUAAGAACAGCCCAGGCUCCAGAAGACAGAAGUGCAGAGCCAGACAGCAGUGAGGCAGAAGGCAACCAGGUCUAUUUUGCUGUCUACACCUUCAAGGCACGAAACCCAAAUGAGCUGAGCGUGUCAGCCAAUCAGAAACUCAAGAUCCUCGAGUUUAAAGAUGUUACAGGAAAUACAGAGUGGUGGUUAGCUGAGGUUAACGGGAAGAAGGGCUACGUUCCCUCCAAUUAUAUCCGCAAAACCGAGUACACCUGAGCCCAUGUUGCCCGCCACCCAGCCUUGCUGCCUUUGCUUUCAGUCCGCCGAGGGUUCUGGUGGCCCACCGAGAGGGCGCCUGCUCCUGAGACACAGGCCAUCUGCGUUGCUUAACCAUGGCAUGGUGGAGCACACCACAGAUCUUGUUCUCCUCGAUUGGGUUGUAAACCUUGAUGCUCACUAGAAUCUCUAGAAUUUGAAAUGGACCCUGGGGCUUUGCAAAUGACUUAGUGACCAUGAGAAGAGAGACAAGUCUUGGAGCUGGCUUUUGGAAAGGAGAAACUUGCAGUCAGAAGCCCAGUGUCCUAUGUAUGCAGGAAGCUGUGCUCUAGCAAUAGACAGUGUUGGUAUUGGUUGUGCUAUACUGCGUUUGGGGUGGCCCCAUGUUCCAUGCUCAGCUGACCAGAUGCCAACUCAGAUGAAAAGAAUUAAUGGCUCUGGGCACCCCGUGAGGCAGUGCUUGCACGUGGCCGGGAGUUUGUUGGGAUUGAACCAAACCUAGUGCUUCAAAGCUCCUGGGACACCUCCAGUGUCCAGCACACAUUCUCAUACAUACUGCCCCUAAUUUCUAAAGUCCCUAAAGCACUACCUUCUGUAACCUUGUUUCUUUUACUCUAUUCCCAGAUUAGUUAUGCAAAAUUCAACUGCUUUCUACUUUUAGAAGUGUUUAGGGUCUUUAUUUUCUGUUGACCCUUCAUCUGAAAGAUUCUCUUCCCUUGUUAGGUACAAUCACUGCCCCCCGCCCACCGCCCCCCCCCCCUUUUUUUUUUUUUUUGAGGUGGGGUCUUGCUGUGUUGCCCAGGCUGGUCUUAAACGCCUGGGCUCAAGCAACCUUCCCACCUCCCUACUGGGAUUACAGGUGUGAGCCACCAUACGCCAACCUCAAUGACACCUUUCUGAUGGUCUUUACACAGUCUAUGAUGUCUGGUGGCCCCCUGCCCUGGACUCAAUAAUUGAUAGAUUUUCCUAGAAUAACAGUAUGAGAGCUCCAGCCAUUCCAUUAAAAGUAUUAGUUCUGCUUUGAGCUGAAACCAGUUGAGCCUAAUGGAAGACUGGAUGUCUUUCUUCUUCAUCCAAGCACCCUAAUGACUGUUUAGUUACAUCCAUAGAUGCAGACAACAUACCUGUGACUUACUUGAAUUGGGAUAAGCCAUUCCAGAAGUAGCUUAUCCUAGACUUGGAAAUAAGAUUUUUUCGCCACUAACUUCCAUGCUUUAGAGAUGACAUUCAAAGCCAGAUUCCCAAGUGCCUGAUCAUACCUCCCAGUCUCAGGAAGAUAUUUGCUUACCCCUUAGACCAAGAAUCUUAAGAUCUUCCCCAGCUAUGAAGCCUAUCUUGGAAUGGGAAACCAUGAGAUUUGUCUUUUAAGAGAAAGGGAAGAAAUAGCCUUACAGCCCCUGUUCCUCCAAGUGCACAUUUAGCCUUAAAAUCCUGGGAGUCUGGGGAGACACCAUGGAGUCCUUACAUCCACAGUGUCUCUGCUGGUCGUGGUCAGAAGGCAGUAAUGCAAGAGUCCUUUUGUGAAGAGUGUUUCUAUGUAGAGAUGUUUAUAUUUAAGUAGUUCUUUUAUAAAUAAAAGCAUUUCUAAUGGC
This is a messenger RNA of Symphalangus syndactylus (siamang), 8383 nucleotides long. It is a transcript of the gene DNMBP, whose product is annotated as dynamin binding protein. Gene Ontology annotation, biological process: cilium assembly; intracellular signal transduction. Gene Ontology annotation, molecular function: guanyl-nucleotide exchange factor activity; protein binding. Lineage: Eukaryota; Metazoa; Chordata; Mammalia; Primates; Hylobatidae. Gene Ontology annotation, cellular component: cytoplasm. The record is from RefSeq and is a predicted model, not a curated record.